This is a messenger RNA of Venturia canescens, 1008 nucleotides long. RefSeq names its product troponin C-like. The record is from RefSeq and is a predicted model, not a curated record. The transcript is spliced from 5 exons. Gene Ontology annotation, cellular component: myosin II complex. Lineage: Eukaryota; Metazoa; Arthropoda; Insecta; Hymenoptera; Ichneumonidae. Gene Ontology annotation, molecular function: calcium ion binding. The coding region runs from base 125 to 586 and encodes 153 amino acids.
GAGUGGCCUGUCGCUCCGACGAAAAAGCCAUUAAAUAUUCGAUCGUUGGACAGCUCGUUACACACGUGCCUUCGCCUUGUUGUGAUCGAUUUUUCGCGUCGAAAGGAUUCAGUGACUUAUCGAAAUGGAUCAGGAAGGACUCACCAAAGCACAGCAAGCUCAAUUGAGGAUGGCCUUCGAUGCCUUCGACCAGGAGAAAACUGGCAAAAUCCCAUCCGACAUGUUGGGUACGAUUUUGGGAAUGAUGGGCAAACAGCAAGACUCCAAAGCUCUGGCUGCACUCCUCGGGGAAAUCGAGCCUGAAAACGAGGGCGAACUCAACUACGAGGAGUUCACGAUGCUGGCUUCGAGAUUCCUGGAGGAAGAUGUCGACACGGAGGCAAUGCAGCAGGAGCUCAGAGAGGCUUUCAGGCUGUACGACAGGGAGGGCAACGGUUACAUUACGACCGAAGUAUUUCGCGACAUUCUCCACGAGCUCGACGAGAACUUGACUGACGACGAGCUCGAUAUGAUGAUCGAUGAGAUUGACGCUGAUGGAUCAGGGACCCUGGACUUCGAUGAAUUUGUUGAAGCGAUGACGCACUAAUGAUGAAAAAAACCCUCGCCUGGUCUCAGGUCCCGAAAUCUUGUGAUUUCUCAAUCGUUCCUUCUGCUGAUUCCUCUUCGAAGGAAUUAACCAAUUUCGCCAAAAUGUGAAGUCAAAUUUUGCUUGUUUUAAAGUAAAGCACGAAUAAUAUGAAAAAUUGAAGCGAAAGCUGCGAUUUUCUUCGGCACUCUUCAUCGUAAAAAAACAGCGAUCUCGUACACACGAUCGUGCGACAAAAUCUGGUGUGCAAUCAUCUCAUUUAUCUUCGCUAUUUCAUCGAGCCAUCAUUUGUUAAUAAACAAUAUUUAGAACCGCAAAUCGAAGGAUAAUUGUCGAUUUCUGCAUUCGUUGAAUCUGCCCAAUAAAGCUCUACACCGACGUGGCCAAUCGUUGAUUGGCCAAAAGUCGUUUGUUUAUCUAAA